Eruca vesicaria subsp. sativa (arugula) is the source of this 1957-nucleotide messenger RNA. The record is from the annotation of a GenBank genome assembly. NCBI's taxonomy places the organism in Eukaryota, Viridiplantae, Streptophyta, Magnoliopsida, Brassicales, Brassicaceae.
CGGGCCUAACAGGCCUAACAGGCCUUCUUCUCUUAUAUCAUCUUCAAUUUAGGGUUUAAGAGACGACCACGUCGCAACCGCCAGUGACGUCAUCAUCUUCACCUCCUGAUAAGCAUACCUUCUUCUUCCUCGCAACGACGAAGCAAUCGAAGAUAAGAUAAGAUAAGAGACGAGAAUCAAUCCGAAUCUGACGUCUAGAUUCAAUGGCGUCUAAGAUUAUCUCAUCCUUAAUUCGCCGAUCUCAGCACGGCGCUGUCUCCCGGCGCCUAUCUACCGCCGCCGCGAAGGCGACGGAGUCCUACGCCGACGAAUCAUCGAUCGUGAUGAAAGGAGUGCGAAUCUCAGGCCGACCUCUCUACCUCGACAUGCAAUCAACGACUCCUCUCGAUCCCCGAGUCUUCGACGCGAUGAACGCCUCCUCGAUCCACGACUACGGCAAUCCACACUCCCGCACUCACCUCUACGGCUGGGAAGCCGAGAACGCCGUCGAAACCGCCCGGAUCCAAGUCGCGAACCUCAUCGGCGCGUCUCCUAAAGAGAUCGUGUUCGUCUCGGGCGCCACGGAGGCGAACAACACCGUCGUCAAAGGCGUGAUGCACUUUUACAAGGAUAAAAAGAGGCACGUGAUCACCACGCAGACGGAGCAUAAAUGCGUUCUUGAUUCCUGCAGGCAUUUGCAGCAGGAAGGGUUCGAUGUGACUUAUUUGCCUGUUAAAACUGACGGUUUGAUUGAUUUAGUGAUGCUUAGGGAUGCGAUUAGACCGGAUACCGGUUUAGUUUCGGUUAUGGCUGUGAAUAAUGAGAUUGGCGUUGUGCAGCCUAUGGAGGAGAUUGGUGGGAUUUGUAAGGAGUUUAAGGUUCCGUUUCAUAGUGAUGCAGCUCAAGCUAUAGGGAAGAUAGAGGUGGAUGUUGAGAAGUGGAAUGUUAGUUUUAUGUCGAUGAGUGGGCAUAAGGUCUAUGGACCUAAAGGUGUUGGAGCUAUGUAUGUUAGGAGGAGGCCGAGGGUGAGGUUGGAGCCGUUGAUGAACGGUGGAGGGCAAGAGAGGGGGCUUAGGAGCGGGACGUUGGCGACGCAGCAGGUUGUUGGGUUUGGUGUUGCUUGUGAGUUGGCGAGGAAGGAGAUGGAGUAUGAUGAGAAGUGGGUUAAGAGGUUGCAGGAGAGGUUGUUGAGUGGGGUUAGGGAGAGGCUUGAUGGUGUUGUGGUGAAUGGUUCGAUGGAGAGUAGGUACGCGGGGAAUUUGAAUCUGUCGUUUGCUUAUGUUGAAGGAGAGAGUCUUUUGAUGGGUUUGAAGGAAGUUGCGGUGUCUAGUGGAAGUGCUUGUACGAGUGCGAGUUUGGAGCCGUCUUAUGUGUUGAGAGCUUUGGGGGUUGAUGAGGAUAUGGCUCACACUUCGAUUAGGUUUGGGAUUGGGAGGUUUACUACUGAGGAGGAGAUUGAUAGAGCGGUUGAGCUUACGGUUAAGCAGGUUGAGAAGUUGAGGGAGAUGAGUCCGCUUUAUGAGAUGGUUAAAGAAGGUAUUGAUAUCAAGAACAUACAGUGGUCUCAACACUGAUUCAGAAGUUUUCACUCAAACCUUGCGGUGUAAGAGAAGGGGGUCGUCUGUGCACGGCCGUGUUUGAGCCAUGUGGAGAUGUGUGUAUGUAUGACCGGGUGUUCUGGUCCUGAGUUCUUACUAUGUUCUGUUGGUGAUUUAUAUCUAUAUCUGGUUUGUAGAUGUAGAUUCAAAGUGAGAAUGUGGUGUGAUGGUAUUGUAAUAAGCAGAGCAUAAACAAUAUGAUUUUCUAGGUUUGAUUGUUAUUUCUUUGUAUGAUUUAUUUCUAGGUAAGGGCUGUGAUGAUUGGUUUUCUGUUGUUUAGAUUCUUGGUUGUUUGGUUUUGGUUGGUCUUUUGUAUUGUUUUUUCUAUCUUAGUUGCAUCUUGAUGUAAAACAGGUUUUUUGGAAUGCAAUUUAAAAUUC